Tilletiopsis washingtonensis is the source of this 996-nucleotide messenger RNA. RefSeq names its product RNA-binding domain-containing protein. Gene Ontology annotation, molecular function: mRNA binding. The transcript has 5 exons. Lineage: Eukaryota; Fungi; Basidiomycota; Exobasidiomycetes; Entylomatales. Gene Ontology annotation, cellular component: cytoplasm; nucleus; ribonucleoprotein complex. Bases 1 to 996 code for a protein of 331 amino acids. The record is from RefSeq and is a predicted model, not a curated record.
AUGUCCGUGCCCAGCAAGCGCCUCUACGUCGGCCACCUCUCGCCCGACGUGCGCCGCACCGACCUCGAGGACCUCUUCAAGAACUACGGCAAGAUCGUCGACAUGCGCAUCAUGGGCGCGUUCGGCUUCGUCGAGUGGGAGAACGUCCAGGACGCUGAGGAUGUCCUGCGGGAGUUCAACGGCAAGGCCUUCAUGGGCGACCGUCUCAUUCUUGAGCCCGCCAAGGAGGCUCGCCCGCGUGGCGAGUACGGCGACCGCGGCGGCUAUGGCGGAGGCCGUGGCGGCUACGGCGGCGGCGACUACGGGGCGCCGCGCGGCGGCGGCUACGGCGGCCCGCCGGGCGGUGGCUACGGCGGAGGCCGCGGCUACGACCAGUACGGCCCGCCCGGCGGCGGCUACGGCGGCCCGCCGGGUGGUGGCUACGGUGGCGGCGGCUACGGCGGUGGCUACGGCGGCGGCCGUGGCGGCUACGGCCCGCCGGGCGGCGGCUACGGUGGCGGCUACGGCGCUCCCCGCGCCCCGCCGCGUCUGCGCCGUGGCGAGUUCCGCGUCAUCGUCUCGAACCUGCCGCCCAACACGUCGUGGCAGGACCUGAAGGACAUUGGCCGCGAGGCGGGCCACAUCUCCUUUGCCGACGUCGACCCCGAGCGCCCGGGCGAGGGUGUGCUGGAGUACGACUCGCGCGAGGACAUGGAGCGUGCGCUCGACAAGAUCGAGGGCGUCGAGCUGCGCGGUAACAAGCUGCGCGUCGACGCCGCCGGCGAGCCGGCACCGCGCAGCAACGGCGGCCGCGACGAGCGCAGCGCGCCGCGUGAGCGCGAGCGCAGCCGCAGCCCGGCGCCGCGCCGCCGUGACAGCCGCGAGCGCAGCCGCUCGCCGCCGCGUCGCCGUGACGACUCGCCUCCUCGCCGCCGCGAUGACUCGCCUCCGCGCCGCCGCGACGACUCGCCGCCCCGUCGCGAGCCCGUCGACGACCUGCCGCCGCCGCGCGACUAA